AAAAGAAUUUGAAAUUUCCUAGACAAUCAAUCCGUUCAAUAUAAAAAGCACAUCCACUCUAUGAGUCUUUUUCUCUUUCGUUAUAGAUCAAAAAUGGAUGUAAGAGAAGCUAUCAAGAAGCAAACCGACGUCGCCAUGAUCCUCUUCGGGCACGUCUUAUCAUCCACGCCAAAAGACUCUAACGUCAUCUUCUCACCGGCGUCAAUAAACUCUGCAAUCACCAUGCUUGCAGCUGGUCCCGGAGGUGAUUUAGUCGCCGGUAAAAUCCUCUCCUUCCUCAGAUCUUCUUCAAUUGAUGAGCUCAAAGCCAUCUUCCGAGAACUAUCGUCCGUCGUCUACGCCGACAGCAGCGCGAGUGGUGGACCAAAGAUAAAGGCAGUGAAUGGCCUCUGGAUUGAGAAAUCACUUCCGACUGAUCCUAAGUUCAAGGAUCUCUUUGAGAACUUCUUUAAGGCUGUUUAUGUUCCUGUAGAUUUCCGAUCAAAGGCUGAAGAAGUGCGUAAAGAGGUGAAUUCAUGGGUUGAAUAUCACACAAAUAAUCUUAUCAAGGAUCUUAUUCCUCAUGGAUCCGUUAAAAGCGACACCAACAAGAUUUACGCAAACGCAUUGUAUUUCAAGGGAGCUUGGCAAAGACAAUUUGAAAAGUACAAUACAAGAGAUAAUGACUUCCAUCUUGUCAAUGGCACAUCAGUUUCUGUGCCAUUCAUGACCAGCUCUGAGAACCAAUACGUAAGAGCUUAUGACGGUUUCAAGGUCCUCAUGCUCCCUUAUCGACGAGGCAGUGAUGAUAUUAAUCUCAAAUUCUCAAUGUAUUUCUAUCUACCCGACAAGAAAGAUGGAUUGGAUGAUCUCUUGGAGAAAAUGACAUCUAUACCUGGAUUCUUGGUUAGUCACAUUCCGAGAUAUAGAGCAAAACUUGAGGAAUUUAGAAUUCCAAAGUUUAAGAUCGAAUUUGGUUCAUGUCUUACAAGUGUUUUGAAUCGACUGGGACUGGCUUCAAUGUCAAUGUACCAUAAAGCUUGUGUCGAGAUCGAUGAAGAAGGUGCUGAAGCUGCGGCUGCAACUGCUGUAUUAUUAGGUUGUGCUCUUAAUAUGGAUCCUCCUAAGAAGAUAGAUUUUGUGGCUGAUCAUCCAUUUCUUUUCCUUAUUCGAGAAGACAAAACUGGGACUGUUUUGUUCGUUGGUCAGCUCUUCGAACCUUCGGAAACUUGUUCGAACUGAGAU
Molecule: messenger RNA, 1224 nt
Organism: Arabidopsis lyrata subsp. lyrata
Lineage: Eukaryota; Viridiplantae; Streptophyta; Magnoliopsida; Brassicales; Brassicaceae
Product: serpin-Z1
Exons: 2
Coding region: 61-1221 (386 amino acids)
Molecular function (GO): serine-type endopeptidase inhibitor activity
Source: RefSeq, a predicted model, not a curated record